AUGCCGAGGCGAGAGCCGUCGGUUUCGACGAGCCGUCCCCAGGAUCCCGUUCCUGGUGAAGACGUUAAUCGCGCCGCACUUAAGGCCAAGGAGGAGGCAUUUCCCUUUGACCUUUUCGAGGCGAAGCGUGAAUUGGAACGUCUCAUGGCGUCUCGAGGCGCUUCCACAUCUGGGCGAGGGCCAAGAGUUAAGAGACAAAAACCUGACCUGCCUGGCUCUACGCUUUGCUCCCUUGAGUUGCUCGAGGCGUUGAGGCAUCGCUUCGGGAUAUCCGAGGCGGUGGAGUUCGUCUUUCCAGAGAAGAGCGACCGACCCGACAAGCCCCCAGAGAAUCAUUUCACUCUGUACGAGGCGUUCUUUGAGCUUUGCUUCCUCUGGUUCCCGAUCCCCGGAGUGAUCCUUGAAUAUCUCUGGAAACACGGGAUCUCGAUUGGGCAAAUCAUGCCGAGGGGAUUACGGCAUAUGAUUGGCAUCUCAGUUCGAAGCUUCGAGUGUGGAGUUGAUAUCGAGCUGAAUCACCUGCUGAACUUGCUGGAAAUCAGGAAAGCUCCAAAGAGAAAUAUAUUCUAUAUUUCCAACAAGGCGUCGGUCGGCGAGAAUUACGUUCAAAGAACCAAGACCGCUUGGGGACCACUUGUUCGGUGCUUUCUUCCCCCGAUUCCCGACUCUCUUUCGGCGCGGAAGGUUAAUUGGAGGAAGAAUUUGACCCUCGAAAGAGUGGAAAAAGCGCGAGCCAUCCUCGCCGGAGUCCCCGUCAGCUCUUCGUCCUCCAGUUCUUCAAGAGAUACUCGAGAGAAGAUGGUGAUAAUCGCUCUCAGAGAAAGGAAGAGGCACGAGGAAGAAGAGGCCGCGAGACGAGCUGCCGAGGCGGCUCAAGCGCAGACCGAGGCGGUUCCAACGCAAACCGAGGCCAUCCCUCAACCCGACCCGCCGAGCCGGGAAGGAGACGAAAUGGUCCGAGCCGCAGAAGGCAAUACUGCCGAGGCGGUCGAGAGGGAUGCAGCGCUCGAGGUGGAACCAGGCAAAAUUAUUCCCGAGGUGUCCGGGGAAAACUCAGCGGUGCGGAGCAAAACUCCUUCGAACUCCGCCAUUUUAGCCCUCCCAAAGUCGACGAGGCCCCCGACUUCAGUUGUUCAGAAACAUGACCCGAGCCGAAAACGCUGA
Messenger RNA from Eutrema salsugineum, 1164 nucleotides. RefSeq lists its product as uncharacterized. NCBI's taxonomy places the organism in Eukaryota, Viridiplantae, Streptophyta, Magnoliopsida, Brassicales, Brassicaceae. The transcript is spliced from 4 exons. The coding region runs from base 1 to 1164 and encodes 387 amino acids. The record is from RefSeq and is a predicted model, not a curated record.